Linum trigynum is the source of this 3885-nucleotide messenger RNA. NCBI's taxonomy places the organism in Eukaryota, Viridiplantae, Streptophyta, Magnoliopsida, Malpighiales, Linaceae. The record is from the annotation of a GenBank genome assembly.
UUUCGUGUUCGAUAAUACCGAUUGAGAUACCGAAAUUAUUUAGUGAUUGAAAUUGUGAUUAAUUUUAAUGUAUAAUUCGAUAUUCAAAAUUUCAAUAUUUGAUAGUGAGCAAGGUUGUCAAACCGGUUUAUACCGUUGUGCCGGUUUGGCAAGUGGAAUGGUACGACCAGUGGUAUAACCAGUUUGUGCCGAUUCAUGCCGGUUUAAAAAAAUGUGAAAACAAUUAAUAUCCAAUGUAUUUAAACAUAUUUGUGGACAAUUGAGUUACAAUCUAACAAAUAUCAUCAACUUUUAACUAUUUCAUGCAUAAAAUGAAUAAUAAAUUAAUUUUUGUAUUCAUUAAAUUCAUUAAAACGAUGUCAUUUUACUUAGAAUACGUAAAUCGAUCAUACCGGUUAUACCGGUGAUGUCAUGUCGAUUUCAUGACCGGCACAGGUUGAACCAGGUUCAACCGGAUGACAUGCCACCGGCACGACAACCAUGAUAGUGAGGUACCGAUAUUAUACCUAUUUCCACCCCUAUUCUACUAAUAGGUGUGAGACAGACAACCUUCACCCUCACCCCUAAAUCAAACUAUUGUCAACUGACGUUGCCAAGACGAGGGCGGAAUGACGGACGUGACCCUGCUGCGUCCCUGCCAAAUUAAAUCACAGCCACCCUAAAAGCCACUCAGUGGGUUUUAACUUUUUAGACUGAGACGGGAGCCGUACCAGGUAAGUUACAUACACCACUCUAUAGCCCUAAAAGCUGCUGCCUGCUUCUAUUCUCAGUUGCUGUUUGCUCGCUCACAGUCUUCCCGUCUCCUCUCUCCCUCCCGUUACUCACCGGUCACUCACCACGUCCAACUUCUGCAGCCCGUCAGUCAUGCUUUCAUACUCCAGAAGUUUCCAACCAUUUCGCCCUCAACCGGAGAAUUUCUCUGAUGAUCCAGGGGCAGACGAGUUUCUUAACGCAGCUUUCUCCGGAGACCUUCCGCUUAUCAGGAGGCUGGCUCGUGCGCUUGAAAAGCCAGUAGAAUCCGUUCGGGACGAUAAUGGCCGGACCGCAUUCCAUUACGCUGCAGUUGGGGGUAAGACCCAUGUCUGCAGGUUUUUCCUUGACAAAUUGAAAGUCGCUGUUGAUAUCAGGGAUGGAUCAGGCGAGACUCCCUUACACCAUGCAAUUUUAGGUGAUAACUACUCUACCGUAGUGUACCUUCUUGACAAUAAUGCUGAUCCAAAUGCCGCAGCUGCUGAUCAUGGGGACUUUAGGCCUUUGCAUUAUGCUGCUUCAAGAGGAUUCAAGAAACUGGCGCUCCUUCUGUUGUCAAAAGGUGCUCAUGUUGAUGCAAAAUCUUUUAUGGGCGCCCCAUUGCAUUUUGCAGCUCAAGAUAAAGCAAUGGUUUCAACAUUAUUAAAUCACAAAGCCAAUCCUAAUAUGGUUGUCUUUGAUGCAUUUUCUCCACUGAUGAUGGCGAUUUCCCUGCAAUCUUUCGACUGUGUGAAGCUACUACUGAAGGGUGGAGCAGAUCCAAACUUAACUCCAAGCCUAACCAAGCUUGGAAUGACUCCUCUGGGUUCUGCUGUCAUGGAGGGUACCACAGAGAUCAUCAAGCUGUUGUUACAAGCAGGAGCAGAUCCUAACAAGACUGAUGUGUAUGGAUUGACACCAAUUGAGAUAGCUGCUAUACUUAAAAAUUGCUCCGAGGCUGCUGAGGUACUGUUCCCACUCACCUCACCUAAUCCCAAGGUGCGCAAUUGGAGCUUUGAUGGGAUAAAAGAGUACGUGAAUUCUGUAGGUCAUAUCAUAGAGAGAGAUAUGAUAAAUCAGGAACGUUUUCUAACGUUCAAAUCAAAGGGGAAAGACGCAGUCAACCGUAAGGAUUAUGCUGAAGCCAUGGUUUGGUACAGUAUGGCCAACGAUAUGGCACCUACUGAUGCAGCUGUGUUGUCGAAUCGAAGCCUAUGUUGGGCACGUAUGAAGGUAGGUGAGGAAGCUCUAAAUGAUGCACGGGAAUGCUUGAAACUGAGUCCCAACUGGUCUAAGGCAUACUACAGGGCUGGCAUAGCCUGGAACUUGCUCAAAGAUUUUCAGAAAGCAGCUGAUAUGUUUGCUGCUGGACUUCAGUUAGACCCUGAGAACAAAGAGCUUCGCGGCGCUUUCAGGGAAGCUUUAGCAGCAGCAGGAGCUCGUGGGAACACUAGUAGACUGUUUUGACUUUUGAUCUUGGAUCAGCCUGCUUUCGGACUAGGAACUAGAACUGGAAGGAGUAGUCUGGAAUUGGUUCCAACUUUUGGGUUCAUGAUCCCGUUGCUCUAACUGCUAAUAUGGUGCGAGUCAGCGCUCAGGUAGCGUUUUACCUGUAUUUUGGUGUGCCUGCGUUCCAGUCUACUGGCAGGGGUAUGUUUGCGGGACGCUGCUGUAACGCUGUAAAGUGAACGUGGUGAAAUCCCUACUAGUCUACUACAGUCUAGGAACUAACAACGGUUAGUUGUUCUGAACGUUGGAACAGUUAUGUUGAAGACUCUUUAGUCUUUACUUAGCGGAAGCCUGAACCGUACAAAUCCAAAUCUGAUCUAUGUUAUAAUUAUGCCGCUGACGUCAAAAUAGUUAUAUUAUUUAUUCGAUGUACUUGAGCGCACAAUCAGAGAUAAACCGAAUAAUUUUCACGGUUGUACAUGAAAUUUGAUGAACCACCUCAAUUUGAGUGGUCUUAUGGUUCAUCCUCUUAACCACAAAAAUUUUGAAAACAAAGGAAAUUAUAAUGUGAAUUGAGAACAUUCAACCAUAGUUAUUAAGUUUACUUCUACUUUCUCUUUUGUUGCCUAGUCUCCUUGCUGAAUUAAGGCGAUCCACUACCAUCUGCCAGUAAGGGUGAACAAAAAUGAACAAAAAUAAACACGCCCCUAACCAACCACUUGUAUUUAUCGCUACAAUUAAUGUGUAAGGUUGGGUGAUGAUUUUCUUUUGCGGAAACUGUCUCUUUUAGGCUGGGUGCGAGUUUUAGUUUACACAAUUCGUAUAUACCCGACCCAAAUAGUUAGAGGGAAAGUUCCCUACCCCACACCCAAACAUCCUUGCAUACUGUUCAGGAUUAUCAACGUCACCGACGACAUACAUCAUACUUUUGUGAGUAUUAACUUUAAGUCCAGAAAUAACCCCAAAAUAAACCAACACAUCUAAGAGAUCUCUGGCUUGUUCGUUGGAUGCUUCACAUUUAAAAGCAUAUUAUCGUCCGCAUAACAUUGGUGGGUCACCUCCCCUAAGCUUUCUUCCUCAUUCAUGUAGAAACCUCUCACUAAACCCUUCUCCGGUGACGUUUGUAAAAGCAUAGAGAGCAGCUCCAUUGCGAUGAUGAAAAGAAACGGGAAAAGGGGAUCCCUUGACGAAGGCCGCGACUACUCUGAGAAUAUCCAGAAAAUUCACCAUUAACAAGGACCGAGUAAUGCGUUGUGGAUAACUGGAUAUUCAUUUACGAACCCACUCCACCCAUUUUGCCGGGAACCCCAUUUUGGAUAAAGUUUUGUAGGAUGCAUUCCCAAAGUAAAUAUUACUUUGAAUAACACAAUUUAUCUUACUUAUAUGUGCGUAAAAAAAAUUUAAAUUCUGACUUAAACGAUAGCGAUAUGGUUGGUUAAUUUCCAGAAAAAGAAAAAAAGGGUAAAACCUUGCACAAAUGUUACACUAUGUUUGGCAACAAGGGGGGGUGCAAGUUUGAGGGGGGUACAAGUUGAGGGGUAAAUUGUUGGGGGGUGCAACUUGGUGGAGGGUGUAAGUGGAGUGGUAAAUUGUUGUUUGGAUAAAAAAGUAGGGGGGUGCAAAUAGAGUAAAAAGUAAGUAAUUAUAUUAUUAAAUAGAUUUAUCAAUUUAUAAAAUAUUAUCACAAAAUAAUAACAUGAAAAUUCA